This is a messenger RNA of Penaeus chinensis, 1837 nucleotides long. Its product is annotated as ERI1 exoribonuclease 3-like. The record is from RefSeq and is a predicted model, not a curated record. The coding region runs from base 99 to 893 and encodes 264 amino acids. NCBI's taxonomy places the organism in Eukaryota, Metazoa, Arthropoda, Malacostraca, Decapoda, Penaeidae. Gene Ontology annotation, molecular function: 3'-5'-RNA exonuclease activity; nucleic acid binding. The transcript is spliced from 8 exons. Gene Ontology annotation, biological process: exonucleolytic trimming to generate mature 3'-end of 5.8S rRNA from tricistronic rRNA transcript (SSU-rRNA, 5.8S rRNA, LSU-rRNA).
CCACACACACACACAGUUUACAUUACUAUCGCGGCGCAUUAGUUAAAAGAUACGGUUAUUAUCAGUUUCCCGAAGUUUUGUUUAUCUUAUCAUACGAUAUGAGAAUCGGCCAAGCAUUGCUCGGAGUACCUUCGAACACCUUGUUACAGGUACGAACUCAAGGAAAUUUGUUUUGCGCAGAAUUAUUCUUACGCCAUGGAGGAGUGGGGCGCCCAGCGGUCAUGACUUUGUUUAAGAGUGGGCUUAGAGGAGAACAAGUUGUAUGUUGGCAAAGGUUUUGGAAAAGGCAGUUGGCCACCUCCUCCAGGGUGCCACCGCGACUCUUUAAUUCACACUUGCGAAGGGAAGCCCUCAAGAUGACGAAUAGGAUUCCCCAAGACUUUGAUUGUUUCCUUGUUUUAGACUUUGAGGCAACAUGUGAACAGGAUAAAUUAAUUCAGCCACAGGAAAUAAUUGAAUUCCCAGUGUUGAAAAUAAAUUCAAGGUCAUUAGAAAUAGAAUCAACUUUCCAUGAGUUUAUUAAGCCUGUCCACAACCCAAAACUGACAGACUUUUGCAUAAGACUAACGACUAUUUCACAAGCUGAGGUGGACAAUGGCAAGCCAUUCCACACAGUGAUGCACUUGUUUGACACUUGGAUCAAGGAGGAAAUCGGUCUAGACAAAAACUUCCUAUUUGUUACAUGUGGAGACUGGGAUCUUAAGACUAUGCUGCCAAGUCAGUGCCAGAAUGAGAACAUUCAGGUACCUAAUUAUUGCAAGAAGUGGCAUAAUAUUAAAAAGUCUUACUCAUUAAUGACAGGGCGCUAUAUUAAGGGUAUGAUGCCUAUGAUUAUGGGGCUGAAACUACAACAUAUAGGACAACUUCAUAGAGGUUUGGGUAAGUUCAGAUGAUUGUAAAAACAUCGCAAACAUCCUGCGAGCACUGGCAGACAGAGGUUGCAAAUUUCAGCCAACCAAUUAUAUUGAAUAGACCUGCAGAUAUUUUGAAUGUUCAAAUUUUUACAUUAGAGACUAUCAACCCUCACACAGAGGCACUUCCUAAGAUUGUGCACACAAUUGAAGUGCCUCAAUGGAAAAUAAGUUACUAGUUUACUUAUUACUAUUGACAUACUUUAACCAUGCUACCAGGAAAAAGUAGUAGCAGUGUGAAAUGUCUCUACAAAUAUGGCUCCACAAGUGCUUAACCACCAAGGAGUCAGUAGCGCUUAUAAUCUCACCUGAUUUCACACUUUUGUUAUAGACAUAAGUAUUAUAAUGUUAUCAGCAUUACCAAUAGCAAUAUAAGAUAAAAGAGAGUAUUUCUAAAAAUCAAGGAAAAGGAUAAGCAGGUGAGAUAAUUAGCACUAGUUAAUGACAUUGGGGACUCAAGCUAUCUAUGUAUAAAGACAGUAAACUAAUAGUGGGCAUGGUAUGUCCCAGUGGUAUCAGGUUAAAGAUAGUAGUUGAGAGCCUUCUGGGAUGGGCUCAUUUUUUCUUAAUGUCUUUGUCUUCUUGUGGUGUCAUGACACUGAAGGUGAUUUUAGGAAAUUGUGUAUAGUUGAUGUUUAAUUAUUUUUUCUCACUGGUCAGUCUUGCAGCUUUCUGUAUACAGUAAAUUUCUUUUCAUUGAUUCAGUACAUUACUUUGUGUUCCCAUUGUCAAUAAACAGAUUUUAUAGAUAAUAGAUUGAUUUUACACUCUUGUAAUUUGAAUUUCUACUGUUUAUAUAAAAGUAUCUACUUAUACAUUUUUAUAAAUUAUUCAUAGGCUGAAAAAAAAAUGUUAUUGAGCAGUUCCUUACCAAGAAUAUUGAUAAAUAAAAAUAAGAUACAUUUAUAUGAAGAAAAGAAAAGUUG